Molecule: messenger RNA, 5825 nt
Organism: Antechinus flavipes (yellow-footed antechinus)
Lineage: Eukaryota; Metazoa; Chordata; Mammalia; Dasyuromorphia; Dasyuridae
Gene: BLOC1S6
Product: biogenesis of lysosomal organelles complex 1 subunit 6
Exons: 5
Coding region: 2758-3309 (183 amino acids)
Biological process (GO): intracellular transport
Cellular component (GO): transport vesicle; BLOC-1 complex; extrinsic component of membrane
Source: RefSeq, a predicted model, not a curated record
ACUCAAAUCCUCAAUACAAGAACAAAACGAGAUGUUCAUAAUUUAUUCAACAAUUAACGAAGAGAUUUAGCUAUAUAGAAGACAAGGAUAUUCAACAAGAAUAGGCAUUGAAGAUACUUGGAGUAGAUUCAUCUGGUCAGAGUUCCUUUGCCCGAGUUGCUCAUAAUGUUUUACAGCCAAUCAUCAGAGAGCCAUUGGGAUUCUUAGGAGCUGUUUUGUAUUCCGGCAACCAGGAUAAGACAUCAACUCUUGAACUUUUAGCUCCCCUGGAUGACCCAAGGGGAUCCAAAGAUAGUCUUAAUACCUUUUAAAGAAAAAUAAUUCUAACUUGUCAGGGGAAGAGGUAAGGAGAAGGAGGAGAGAGUGGGAAAAGAGAAGAUAAGAUAUUGUUACUACCUCCUAUAAGAGGUACCUAUAAGAGGUAGUACUCAAGUUCUCUGCUGUGCAGUUAUGAGCCUUCUGUAUCUAGUAAUUCUGUAUAGAAAGUAAAAAUCUGUCCCAUACUUGAAGGGAAAAAAAAAAGUAUAGAAUCAGAUAAGUUUCCUGCCUAUGUUAAGUUUACGACUUUAGAAGUAGUCUGGCAUAAAGAACAUUGAACAACAUUGAGUCUUAGCUUUUACCUGUAUUGAAGCUAUGAUCAAGUCAUUUGAUCUUACUUUCCUUAUUACAAAAAUGGAGAUAAUCAAGAUUAUCCUGUCUAUUAUCUGAAUUGCUAUGAGGAAAUGUGCUAUUAGGUCUCAUUUGUUGGCUAGGCUCUGACAAAUGGAUGUGUGAUUACUUUAAUAUGGGUAUUUCCUUCAUAGCUGUAAUUGUAACUCUUUCUCCUCCCUCUCUACCCUUAACUCUGUUUUAUGAUGGGGAAAAAAUACUUGGGAUAAUUGAAACUUUUAUGUUUAUUUUAGCUAAGUAAAUGAAUUAGCAUAUGAAAUUAUAAUAGAUAUGACUUUUGGGUCACUUAACCCCUGGGUCCUCAGUCAGCAUAACUUCAUAAAUUUAAUAAAAUUGUAGUAUUGAAAAAUCAAAUCAUUUGAAGAGUUUAAAAAUACUUUUUUAUUAAAGUAAGAGUAAGGAAGAAAUGAGGGUAAAGGGAUGUAUGUAAAUUAAAGGAGGGGUUAUAACUGGAAAGCUUCACCUAUCUUUAAACACAAGUAUUUAUUGAGUCCAAUUCACUUUACAUAUACAACAAUAACCUGUAUACUAAGUACUAUGGGCCACAAACAGUAAAGAUUUACAUAAUACAUGUAGCCAUUAUAGAAUAUGGUCAUAAUUAAAUUCUAACUGUGUGAUUAAGCAUUUAGUGUUUGUUGACUAAAUACUUAGGAAAUCAAAGAAAAGACUUGGAGGAUCAACUUGGGCUCCAGUAAUCUUCAGGAAGAUUGAGAAACAAGUCUUUUUAGCAAACAACACUCACUUUAAAAGUCAGAAAACUGGUAUUCAGGGUUUACCAGACUUAUCUAAAAGCCACAUAUGUAUUUAUUGGUAUAGCGUGGCCUUGAACUUUGAUCCAUUACUUUAUAAUGGAUUUUCUCAAGGUUCAUUUAGAAAAAGUCAUCCAAACCUAGUCAUUGAAUCUAGGCAAUUACAAGCGUCUUAGAUUUCCAGGUUGAGGCAACCCAGAAGUCUAUGCAUAGAAUGCUUUAAAUUUCUUAGGUAAAAGGGAUAAUUUUAGAUACUAGAGUUUUUUUCAGAGUUAGUUUGGUUGUAUCUGGACAUUUUACACAUUAGAAAGCUAAGGCUCACUCAAGUUUGCAUGAUGUAGUAGCAAUAGAGAUCCCAAGGAAAACAAAACAAGAAAUCUCAGGUCACUUCAGGAAUGGCGCCAUUGGGAGUGAUGUGGCCCACCAUCACAGAACAUGUGAGAAAGAAUGGGAGUACUUCGUGUUUCAUUAAGGAAGAGGUCGGUGUUAACCCCCGUAACUACUUCUCAUCCAUCUCCCUAUAUCAUUCACCCUACUCUUUCCCCCAACUCCCCUUAACCAAUGUUCUCUAUAAAUUUAUCUGCUUGCUUCUUGCUCUCUGCUACCUUCCUCUCUUGGAAUUUAGUUAGCUUUAACUGACAUUAAAGUUAUAACAAAACGUUGCCUCUUAAUUUGGAGAUUAUCAAAGCCUCUUAAAUUUUUCUGGGGCACUUGUAUUCUCAAAGUAAAACAGCAAUGUUCUGGGCUCACUUCGGAGUUCUCGUUGCAUUCACGGAUUUUACUAAUUAGAAAGUUAAGGGUCACAGAAUUGUACUGCUACAUUACAAGGCCCGCCCUCAAGGAGCUAAAGGCCGCCAGGGCUUAGCCAAGUGCGGAGAUAAUGGGCCUUUAUCCCAACUAGGGGAAGGGCGGGAUUUAGUUUUCUUUUUUUAGCAGCUCGGUUCCCACUCACACUUGAUCUUUUCGAAGUUUCCGAUUAAAAUUUCCUGUUAAACGGUUCCUCCGUCCGCUUCCGACUAAAAACAAACGUUCCCAGUUCCACAGAGAUACUACCUCGCAACCAGGCGACUAACGAAUGACACCGCCGAACCUCGUGUCACGUGCCCUAGACCUUCCGGCGGCACAAAGUAGCGGCGCUUUGACCGCCUUCCGGACCCCUUUUCACGUGAUCAGCGUUUCCGUUUCUGAAGUUUCCUGGUGCUACUGGAAUCCGUGUCCGUCCGGGCGGGAGGGAGAGGCAUUGCUGUGUCUCUGGCUGUCACCUGAGAGUUCUGGCCUGAUAACCCCCUCUCCUUUCCUCUGCUGAACCUGGCGCUUCCUACAACCUGCUGCGAGAGCGAUGAGUGUCUCUGAGCAGCAGCAGCAGCUGCAGCUACCGCCGCAGGACUUGGUCCCGCCGGAGCCGCCGUCUCUCGGUCUGGGCUUGCGGCCGUCCGCAGUGAGUUCAGGUGAUGCUUCUCCAGAUGAAGGGCUAAUGGAAGACUUGACUGUUGAAAAUAAAGCUUUGGAGCAACUAGCACAAGGAUUACUUUCUCAUUAUUUACCAGACUUGGAGAGAUCAAAGCAAGCCCUACAGGAACUCACACAGAACCAAGUGGUAUUACUAGAUACAUUAGAGCAAGAGAUUUCAAAAUUCAAAGAAUGUCAUUCUAUUUUGGAUAUUAAUGCUUUGUUUACAGAAGCUAAAUACUAUCACAGCAAGUUAGUAAAUAUAAGAAAAGAAAUGCUGAUGCUUCAUGAAAAGACAUCAAAGUUAAAAAAAAGAGCACUUAAGCUCCAACAAAAGAGACAGAAAGAAGAGUUGGAGCGGGAACAGCAGCGAGAAAAAGAAUUUGAAAGAGAGAAACAAUUAACUGCUAAACCAGCUAAAAGGACAGAAAAAAAAACCUAAGAAGCACUCAUCCUGCUAAUGUAUAUAUGUUUAUUUUUAUAUGUAUAUAUGUAUGUGUGUACAUAUUUUUCCCCUUCCCCUAAUCCAUAUUCUUUGGAUUUAAGAGAGUUUGAUUUAAGAGAGUAGGAUCAGUUUGAUGUAGUGCCUUAUGCCAUUGUUCAGAAUUCUAAUGUGUUUUGCACUCAUUGAAUUGCCAUGUUUUCAUUCUAGUCAUUUAGGAUGCCAUGUUUUUUUAUUGGUUGUCAAAAUAGAAAACUGUUGUAAUGUUUAAUUUUUUUUCAUCUUAACUUUUCUCAUACUUUAAAAAAUUAACUGCAUUUUUGCCUCAAUACAUUUAAUGAUAAAAUGGCUUAAUAUCAUUCAUUGUACAUUUAAUAAAAGUAUUACUUUGUGUAGUAUUCUUAGGGUUGAAAGAGUAGUAAGAUUCUGUUACUGAACACAUACAAAAUUUUAAAUUUGUUUUUUUUUAUUGGAAUGCCUUGCUCUUUUUUUGAGCCAAAAAAUGGUGAUUUUUGAUUCUCAGCUCCAUGAUUAAAUUUUAAAAAAUCUAUUGCUUUUGUUAAGAAAGAACUCUACUUGAUAUUGCUAUGCCAGUUGCCUAAUAAUAGAUGUCAUUAACAGGAGGUGAUUUUGUAAAGCCUACGUGAGUAGGUAGGAAUUUUUUCAUGGGAAAUUUUAACACAGGAAAUAAAGGCAUGGUGGCAUCUUUGAGAUAGGAAAGUGAGUAAAAGGAAACAAAUUGUCUUUGUAGAACAGAGACCAUCUAGUUUUUUUCCUCCCACCAAUUUCAGGCCUCAUAUAUUCUUAAUGAUGUAAAAUAUUUUGUAUUUUAAAUUGGACUGUUUGAUCUGUAAGCUGGUAUUGUAGGGGUACUGUGGUACUCUGACCAUUAACUUCUUUACUUGAAUGUUUAUGAUAUUUAAUAAUAGUUUUCAAGCACUGAAAUGAUAAUUAAAUAGAUAGGGAUACUUGGGACCCAUUUCUUGACUCAUCAGUAUGGUCUCUUAACUUUGUCUUGUGAUUUUUUGUGCGUCAUUAGUGCUUACCUUAUUAUUCCAUUGCUUCAUUUUUAAAAUUAAAAUGAUGUGUUGCUUAUCCAUUUUAUAAUGAUGCUAAUGGAUUGAAGAAGGUAGGUAAAGAAAGUCUAACCCCAAAAUGAAUUCUUUUAAGAAAGAGACACACCAUUGUGAAACUUAAAUCUUUUUCAGAAAUUGUUUGAGUCUCGCAAGGAAAUACUAAGUAGGAAAAAUUAUAGUUUCACUUUUUAAGAUCCAGAGUGUGCGUAUCCCUUUUUUAAUAUUAAGGGGUAUUUGACAGUUGUCUCAUCUCUAUCAUAUAGGGAAUGAGCAGAAACCUAGAAGGAUAUGUGAUUAGAAUAUAUAUCUUUUCUAAUUCACAUGACAACUUGCAGAUAUUUUUUAUUAAACUAGAAUCUACCUCUGGUCACAUAUCAGGCUAAUACAGAAGGAGAGGAAAAUAUUUGAUUUUUGGAAGAAUGCAAAAAAAAAAAAACUAGGUCCAUUAAUAUCCUUUGAUUAUUUUUCUUCUCAGGUUAAUGACUAAUCAUCAUAGUACAUACCUAUCUGACUUUACACUUAUGAAUGUUAAGUUUCACAUGGCCAAAUGUUGAGAUCUCUAUACAGAAAUUACAUGGAUAAAUUAAAAAAACUUGCAGAAACAAUAUGAAAAAAAUUUCUGUGUAUAAUUUGGUAGAGUUGAGUGGUCUUAAGUUAUUGACCUAGUUUAAAAUUAUGAUAUAUCCUAUUGUUGUGUGAUCAGUUCUGUUAUCUGCCUAUUUAAAUUUUUUUUUCCAAGAAAGACUUUAAGACUGAACUCUUAACAGGUAGUAAAUAGAUUGAGAAUUCUAGGUUGCAUGAGUUAUUCAUUUAAUUUGCCAUAUUAAAAUAGUUGAUGAGUUUGCUAUGUAUGGCAAGGCACUUAUGGUUUAUUUUUUUGCAUUUUAAUAAUUUGUAUAACAAGUUGAAAAGCUGAUAUGUAAAUAACCAACCAUUUUUAGGUUGUAAGUCAAAAAGUACAGUUAUUUAGUAAUUGAAACAGCUUACAGAUUUAGCUUUUUCAAAAUAUUACAAAGCUCUUGAAGUGUAUAUAAGAAUAUAAGUGUGUAAGAAAUUGAAAGUUACUAACAAAUUCAUUUGUUACUAUAUUGAGCACAAAACCAAUAAAAAAAAAGCAAUGACUUGAUCCUUAGAAUCUUUUCAGUCUACUUUUUAAAAAAAUCAUUCCCUUUAUUUUAAAACUAUAUCAUGGAUGUACCAAGGAUUAUUUUGCUUUUACUUGUGAAAUUUUAAAAAUACUGAUUUUUCAACCAGGUCUCAUAUAGUUUUUACAGACAUUGAAUGUAAUUCAAGUUGUGCAGGUACUGAGAUUUUUUUUUGAUAGUUGUCAAAACUUAUUCUGAAUAUACUGUAUAUUCCUUCAUACAUUAGUCUGGUUUUUGAGCUUGUAAAACAAGGAAUAUUUUUUACAUGUUUAAUAAAAAAUGGCUUAUGAUGAAA